CGCUCUGCUUCCCUCGUUAAACCCAGGAUCAUAUCAAAGUCAUCAAUCACCGAUGUCGGAGGAGAAGCACCACCACCACCACCACCACCACCACCACAAGGAAGAGGAGAACCCCGUGGUGUACUCGGAGACUGCCUACUCCGGCGGCAGCGGCUAUGGCGACGGCGGGUACUCCGCCCCCAGCGGCUAUGGCGACGGCGGGUACGCCGCCCCCAGAGGCUAUGGCGACGGCGGGUACUCCGCCAGCAGAGGCUAUGGCGACGGCGGGUACUCCGGCGGCAGCGGCUAUGGCGACGGCGGGUACUCCGCCGGCAGAGGCUAUGGCGACGGCGGGUACUCCGCCGGCAGAGGCUAUGGCGACGGCGGGUACACCGCCGGCUACGCCCAGACGACGGAGGUAGUCACGGAGACAAACGCAGGGGAGUAUGAGAAGUACAAGAAGGAAGAGAAGCACCACAAAAACAUGGAGCAUCUCGGCGAGAUGGGAGCCGUCGCCGCCGGCGCCUUCGCUCUGUAUGAGAAGCAUGAGGCCAAGAAACAUCCGGAGCAUGCACACAGGCACAGGAUAGAGGAGGAGAUCGCUGCAGCCGUGGCGGUGGGCAGCGGAGGCUACGCUUUUCAUGAACACCAUGAGAAGAAGGAAGCCAAGAAGGAGGCCGAGGAAUCUAAUGGGAAGAAGCAUCAUCACUUCUUCUAGAGAGGAUAUGGAGCCUUAAUUUGUUUCUAUCUCCAUGUUAUAAUAUAUAUGUAUCAUGGCAUGGGAUUGAGAUCGCAUGUCUUUUGGAUGAUGUGUUUUAUAUUGACACCUAAAAUAAGUGUGUGCUGGCUUUUUUUUUUCCUUGUGAUGUAAUAAUGGGUAUAUGUACUAGUAAAAUACCCCCGAAAAUAAUGGUUUCAAAGCUACUAUUUGAUUUUUUGGUACAAAUAU
This is a messenger RNA of Phoenix dactylifera (date palm), 928 nucleotides long. RefSeq lists its product as uncharacterized. The record is from RefSeq and is a predicted model, not a curated record. Lineage: Eukaryota; Viridiplantae; Streptophyta; Magnoliopsida; Arecales; Arecaceae.